Molecule: messenger RNA, 681 nt
Organism: Linum tenue
Lineage: Eukaryota; Viridiplantae; Streptophyta; Magnoliopsida; Malpighiales; Linaceae
Source: the annotation of a GenBank genome assembly
CUCUCCGAUCUCCUUCCUCUUCUCCAUCAUCCUCCUCCUAAUCGCGCCAAUCCCAUCCACGGCGGGGAAACCACACGUCAUCAAGUUCCGAUCCCCCAAUCCCUACCCAGAGGGACUCGCCUACGACCGCUCCGCACAGCACUUCAUCGUCGGAUCCCUCCGCCACCGCUCGAUCCACUCCGUCUCCGAUGCUGGCGUCGUCGACACCCUCAUCACCGACCUCUCCCUCCCAACGCCUCGAUCCUCGGCCUGGCGGUCGAUUCCGUCAACAACCGCCUCCUCGCCGCCGUCCACUCCAUGGCCCCGCUCCCAAUCUUCAAUGCCUUAGCCGCCUACGACCUCCGCACCCGCCAGCAACUCUUCCUCUCCCUCCUCCCCGACGGCGAAGCCACCGGCCGCCCCGUCGCGAACGCGGUGGCCGUCGACUUCAAGGGCAACGCGUACGUCACCAAUUCCUUGGGAACCGAGGAAGGUAACUUCAUCUGGAAAGUAGAUUCGGAAGGAAACGCGUCGAUCUUCUCCAGAUCGGAUAAAUUCACCGAAUCCCCCAUCGACUGCCGUACAGCGAAUCGGGGCUCAACGGCGUGGCCUACGUCAGCAAGGGGUACCUUCUCGUGGUGCAGAGCAACACCGGGAAGGUGUUCAAGGUCGAUGAGGUCACCGGGGGAGCGAGGCGGGUGA